Molecule: messenger RNA, 1236 nt
Organism: Caenorhabditis remanei
Lineage: Eukaryota; Metazoa; Nematoda; Chromadorea; Rhabditida; Rhabditidae
Exons: 9
Coding region: 1-1236 (411 amino acids)
Biological process (GO): protein dephosphorylation
Molecular function (GO): protein tyrosine phosphatase activity
Source: RefSeq, a predicted model, not a curated record
AUGCUUUUAAUGUGUUGUGUCACGUGCUUCAUUCUCUACGUCUACCACAAAACUUCAAGUCGAUUGCGACGAGCGAGUCGAGGCAGAACACCAAAGCAGGUACAGCAACUACCAAAAGUGGAAGAACCAGUGCCACCCGUGCCUAUCGCAGUAUCGUCUGUCGAGGUUAAAACAAAAGAAAAUGAAACAGAUGGGAAGAAUCAGAUAAAUGGAUUUCAAAAGAUCUCAGCACCUGCUACCGAGAAACGCCCCAACAAAUUACGAAUCGAAACGAACAAAGUGUGCCCGGCACAGAGUGCGAUAGCUAUGGAGACAGACUACUCAGCCGACAGCUUCCUGGCAAGUAUGACGAAGGACAGCGCGAAUCGACGACGUCUUCUUCAUGACGAGUUCCUGGUUCUCUCGCGAACGGAGGCUCGUCGACUGACACGGAGCACAGACAGAGCAACGAGACAUGCAGCAGCCAAUAGAUACUCAGACAUUGUGCCUUAUGAUCACACGCUUGUCGAACUCGAUACCGGGGACUACAUCAAUGCGAGCUUCGUUCAGGGUGAGACUGAUGCAUUGCGAUGGAUUGCCACACAAGCACCAAUAGACGCAGGAGAAAGUGUCGGGAAAGAGACAGUUUCAGACUUUUGGCAAAUGAUUGUACAGUAUGACGUGGCAUGCAUUGUCAUGUUAGGACAGCAUCAGGAAGAUUUUGUGCAAAAAUGUGGCGAGUACUGGCCAGAAUCAAUGGGAAAAACAGCAAGAUACGGGAACGUCGAGGUGAAAGUUGUUUGCGAACUCGAAGAAAAAUCUUGGGUGCAUCGAGAGUUUGAUGUUUCGCCGACUUCAUCCUAUUUUCGAGGAGCCAGUGCAAAAAGUAGUCAAAAGAGCCGGCUGAGCCACACAAGCCAAAGUCACGUAAAAGUAUCUCAUUGGCAGUACAAAGAGUGGAAAGAUAACGAUACUCCCCGCAUUUCGAGUUUCCUCGAGUUUUUGCUCCAAGUUCGCCGACGACAAUACACGUCACCAGUUGUUGUUCAUUGCAGUGCUGGAAUAGGACGUACUGGUGUCUUCAUCUGUACGGACAAUGUGAUUUCACGAUUUGAAUCGGAAGGAAUAAUCGACAUUUUCAGCGAAGUGAAUCGAUCACGACAACAACGACCAAGUAUGGUAUACACUGUGAAGCAGUAUGAAUGCAUUUAUAACACUAUCGGUGAAUACUUGAAGCAAACGCAGCAACAAAAGUGA